This is a messenger RNA of Hemibagrus wyckioides, 2914 nucleotides long. RefSeq names its product E3 ubiquitin-protein ligase TRIM7 (gene btr30). NCBI's taxonomy places the organism in Eukaryota, Metazoa, Chordata, Actinopteri, Siluriformes, Bagridae. Gene Ontology annotation, molecular function: zinc ion binding; protein binding. The transcript is spliced from 12 exons. The record is from RefSeq and is a predicted model, not a curated record. Bases 594 to 2402 code for a protein of 602 amino acids.
CUCAUACACCCUCACUCACACACACUCUCACACACUCACACACACCCGCGCUCUCACACACACGAGUGGAUUUAAAGAGGAAUUAAUCUGAACCCAGAGGAGAGCAGAUUCACACACAGAGGAAAAUAAAACAAGAGGAGCUGCUGCAGGAGGACGAGUUCAGUGUUCAGACACAGAGCUGGUGUUUGAGUUUUUCUGUGAAACAUGUUGAACUGGUCAGACAGGACGAGGAGGACGAGAUGCUCGGUCACAAUGACACAUUAACAGAAUUCAUCUACAGGCUCUGAAAUCUGUGGGAUUUCACAUCCCGGUCCACUUCAGCUGAGCAGGACUUCUCCCAGUCCGGUUCAGCCGAGCAGGGCUUCUCUGAGUCCAGUUCAGCCAAGCAGGGCUUCUCCCAGUCCGGUUCAGCCGAGCAGGGCUUUUCCGGGUCCGGGUCAGCCAAGCAGGGCUUCUUCCAGUCCGGUUCAGCCGAGCAGGGCUUCUCUGAGUCCAGUUCAGCCAAGCAGGGCUUCUCUGAGUCCAGUUCAGCCAAGCAGGGCUUCUCCCAGUCCGGUUCAGCCGAGCAGGGCUUUUCCGGGUCCAGGUGAGUGAUGGCUGAACUUGGACUUGAGCUGUUCUCCGAGCAGGAGAUGACGUGUUCCAUCUGUUUGGAUCUGUUCACCGAGCCAGUGUCCACGCCAUGUGGUCACAACUUCUGCCAGAGCUGCAUCGGGGGUUACUGGGCCUCCAGCGCCGAGUGCACGUGUCCUCUGUGUAAGCGGCCCUUCGAUGGCCGUCCGGAGCUCAGCAUCAACCGCGUGUUUGCUCACAUUGCACAGAAGUACAAGGAGAUUCGCUACGGAGGGCCUCCACCCGUCAAACCGCGGCAGAAGAUCCCAGCUGGUGCAGCAGGAGGAGGAGGAGGAGGAGUCAUGCUGCAGAACGGCACCACCACCCCAGACAUCCCGUGUGACAUGUGCACCGGCAGGAAGGAGAGAGCCGUGAGCUCGUGUCUCACCUGUAUUGCCUCGUACUGUGAGACACACGUGCAACCACACCACCAAUCGCCGUUCUACACCUCGCACCAACUCCUCGACCCACACGAGGCUCUGCGUGGACGCACAUGUAGCCAACACGGACGGCUGCUGGAGGUUUUCUGCCGCACGGACCAGCGAUGCAUCUGCGCCAUCUGUGUGCUGGAGGAACACCGGACUCACGCCACCGUGUCUGUGCAGACCGAGCGCGCCGUCAAACAGAGGAUGCUCGGGAAAACCGAACUGGACAUCCAGAUGUCAAUCGAAAGACGAGGGCUGCAUCUCACAGAGCUCAAACAAAGACUGCAGGUUCUCAGGAACUACGCCCAAGCCGAACUCUCAGAGGUGGAGCAGGUCCUCUCUGAUGUCACUCAGUCGGUGGAGCGAAUCCGCAGAGAGCUGGUUGGCGGGAUCGAGGACAAACGAGACUCCGUGAUUGGCCAAGGGGAAAGGAUUGUGUCACACUUAGAGGCGGAGUUAGGCAAGCUGAAGGAGCGCAGGGCUCGACUGGAGACUCAGGCCACGUCAGAAGACCACAUCGGCUUCCUGCAGACCUUCCAGGAGGUGAACGUUCCGUAUCAGGACACCAUGGUGCAUAACAAUGAUCCUGAUCUGGAGUUACACUUUUCUCUCAGUGAGGUGAAGAGCACACUGGGAGAGAUACGAGAGAGACUGGAUGACAUCCACAUGGGAGAAGUCCACUACAGACACUCAGUGUCAUCACUACUGCCUGAGUCGGAGAGCAUGAUGAGCAUCAGGUCCACUAAGAAGAGGGACUUUUCACUGAAGGAUCUGCGGAAGUUCAAAUCAGGAUCCAAUAUCAAAAAGGUCAAAGGUUAUCUAGAGGACGUGACGUUAAACCCUGUGACGGCAUAUCCCUUCCUUAUCCUCUCAGACGACAGAAAGCAGCUGAAGCGUGGAGAGAAGUUGCAGUUUUUCAGAAACAGCACUCAGAGAUUUGACGUGUGGAGCUGCAUUACAGCUAAAGAGGGAUAUGAAACAGGACGCCAUUACUGGGAGGUGAGUGUUGGUGAUAAUAAAGACUGGAAAGUUGGCGUGCUCAGAGACUCUGCCCAGAGGAAGGGGCUGUUUGAUAUGAGCCCCAGUAACGGUUACUACGUACUGUGGUGGAGCACCAAUCAACUGCGAGCGCUCACAACCCCUCCCCUGACCAAGGUGAAGAUGAACGGCCGUCUGCGCUAUCUUGGAGUGUACCUAGACUGUGAAGAGGGUCAUGUGACCUUCUUCAAUGCCAAGACAGGCUCUGAAGUCUACUCCUUCAUUAUAGAGGGAGGGUUCAAUGAGAGGAUGUUCCCUCUGUUUGGAACGUCCGAUAAAGAAGUACCACUGAUGUUACCGGCUUCACCAACACACAUGCCUGAGUAAAGGAACGAGGGGAAGAGGAGAAAGAGGGAACGAGGGGAAAAGGAGAGAGGGAACGAGGGGAAGAGGAGAGAGGGAACGAGGGGAAGAGGAGAGAGGGAACGAGGGGAAGAGGAGAGAGGGAACGAGGGGAAGAGGAGAGAGGGAACGAGGGGAAGAGGGGAAAAGGAAAAUUAGGGAAACAGAAAUGAGGUGAUGAAAGGGAAAUACCUGAAAGUGAAAAUAAAUAUUUAAAACAGAAAUAAUAAAAAUGUCUCAGAACAAAUGUUUUAGAUUAAAUAAGUCUGUAGUCUGUAGUAUGACAUACGCUGUGUCUGUAAAUCAGAACAAAUCACCAGGAGUUUAAUCAGACUGCUCUUUACUGUGUGUGUGUGUGUGUGUGUGUGUGUGAUAGAUUCUGGCUAUAACUGACUCAUGCUGACUUUUUGGAAAUGAUUUUGGGGAUGAUUUUUUUUCUAGGUUUGUGACAGAGAUGUUACUCCACUGUAAUAAAUAAAUAAAAUAUGAAAACUUUA